Closterium sp. NIES-67 is the source of this 1672-nucleotide messenger RNA. Lineage: Eukaryota; Viridiplantae; Streptophyta; Zygnematophyceae; Desmidiales; Closteriaceae. The record is from the annotation of a GenBank genome assembly.
GCUCGGUGCACAGAGCACCAAGAAACCAUUUCUCUCGCCGCAGUCUCUUAUUCCUGUAUCCUUUCAGGAGAACGAGAGCGUCCUGCGUGCAAUAGAAACGAAGCAACUACUCCGCUCCACUGCGGUAGACGAGAGUUUUUGCUGGUUGACUCGACGCUCGCUCCCCGAACCGCCACUUGCUUUUGUUGCGACCUUCGGGCCAGACUGCACUAGCCAUGGCGUCCGUCGCUCAACGAGCAGCCAUUGCUGCCAGCUCAGUCUCUCAAAUUGCCUCGUCAGCACGCAAUGCCUCGUCCAGGCCUACCUCGACCUGCCACGUGGCGUCCCCUCGUCUCCACCUCGGAUCAGAUCUCCUGUCCAAAUCCGCCUCUCCCGCCUUCACUGGCGUUAGAAUCACACUCUCUAAAAGCCAAUCCGCCCGCACUUCCCGCACCGCAUCUCGCGCCGUGGUCGUCGCGGCUGCGGGCUCGGCGAAACUCCCUUCGCUGAACGAGCUGCCGUUACUGAGUUACAUCAACCAGCAGGGCCGCAUAGUCCCCCCCGUCGAGCCGGGAACCACGGCCUCCGUGUUCGCUGUACUCGAUAAGAACAAGAAGGUGCAGUAUAUCGGGUUCUCCAAGGACGUGCGGAACUCGCUGCGCACGCUCAUGGGGAGGCGGCCCGAGCUGUGCUACUACUACAAGCUCUACAACCUAUCCACCAUGGACCAGCAGCAGAUGAUCGACAUUCGCUCACAUUGGUUCUCGGAGAUGGGACUUCCGCCCGUGGGCAACACGGACGCAGUGCAGAGGGGGUACUGGGAGCGACCGGCGGACGCGGGGUCGAUCUCGGAGAGAGGGAAGAUUGCGGCGGCGCAGUCCAAGGCGAAGACGCUGCUGCAGAUGAUGGUGGACCGCGGGCUCAAGGAGGAGAUGGAGUACGACCCGAAGCUCAUCGAAGAGGGCAAGUGCGACGUGCUGCCGUCCAAGUCUCAGUCGGCUGAGGAGCUGGCAGCAGCAGCAGCUGAGCAAGAGGCAGCAGCAGCGCUAGUGAAGCACAUCACCGAGACAGCGCCCUCAGGCGAGGUGAUCGAGUUCGACCUGACGCUGGACGCCAAGAUCAAGACGAACGGCGGGUGGAUGUACGACAUUUAUGUCACCAAGGAUGACAAGGAGACGCGGCACCGCAUUGUGCUGGGCCACGUGUAUGCUGAUGCUGUUAACAUGCCAGAGGAUGACGUCAUCGCAAGGAUCAUUGCCUUCCUGCUGUUCAAGAAGAUCCCCCGGCAGACUGAGGGCGUGAUGACGAGCGACCAGUUCCCCGUCAACUACUUUGCCGUCUCAGAGGUGGCUCAGAAGUUUGAGGACCUCGGGGCGUGGUUCCCCGGGGGCGACCUGCCCGACAACUACUGGCGCUUCAACCGCAUCCACGAGUACGGGAAUGUUACCGCGCCUGUGUCGACGCAGGAGCCCCCCCAGCUGUACUCGCCAAAGUACUGAUUUGAUCAAGGGGAUAGGAACGUGGAAUCGUGUACUUGGGUGUGGGGGGUCAGAAAGAGUCGAGGCCCGAGGGGGCUGGCAUCAUUUGGCAGACUUAGCUCAGUAGAAAUGUACCAUCGAGAUCUUUUCUCUUUUUUUCUUAUACUUCUAUGAUAUCAACUCAUUACAGAAAGUUAUCUCUCAAUAUAUGUACG